CUUCUACUACAGACUCGUGCGAGCUUCCCUAUCAGCGAAUUCGUAGACUUUUGGGAAUCGGAAGCCUUUCUACGCCAUGGCUGAGACUGUUGUCCUCAAAGUUGCCAUGUCUUGCCAAGGUUGCGUUGGUGCUGUGAACAGAGUUUUGUCAAAGAUGGAAGGAGUGGACUCAUUUGAGAUUGAACUUAAGGAACAGAAAGUGACUGUGAAGGGUAACGUGAAGCCUGAUGCAGUGCUGCAAACUGUAUCCAAAACAGGAAAGAAAACAACUUUCUGGGAAGAAGAAACCAAGGAACCCUCUCCUGCUAUAGCUAAUGCUACUGCCACUGAAUGAUUCGGUAUCAGCAAAUCGUCCCAUUAUCAAAUACUUCUCCUUAAUGACUUUGAUCUAAAUGUUAUUGUGUUAUGUGUACACUUAUUGCUAGUGAUUCCAUCCUGGACUUCCUAGCAGUAUUUUUAAUCUAUACUUGUCAUCAUAUCUAACUUUAUGCUUUUGUUUGGCUUCUCUUUUAAAGCAGUCAUGUUACUGUUUGAGAAAUAAAAUGGAGCUUAUUUGC
Messenger RNA from Dendrobium catenatum, 557 nucleotides. RefSeq names its product copper transport protein ATX1-like. Gene Ontology annotation, molecular function: metal ion binding. Lineage: Eukaryota; Viridiplantae; Streptophyta; Magnoliopsida; Asparagales; Orchidaceae. The coding region runs from base 77 to 334 and encodes 85 amino acids. The transcript has 3 exons. The record is from RefSeq and is a predicted model, not a curated record.